Mangifera indica (mango) is the source of this 848-nucleotide messenger RNA. RefSeq lists its product as uncharacterized. The record is from RefSeq and is a predicted model, not a curated record. The transcript has 4 exons. Bases 2 to 598 code for a protein of 198 amino acids. NCBI's taxonomy places the organism in Eukaryota, Viridiplantae, Streptophyta, Magnoliopsida, Sapindales, Anacardiaceae.
AAUGAGUCGCUUCUUGGAUCUAAACUUUCCCUUUAUUUCUUCAACUGAGUUUGGGCCUCUCAAUCGCCCAAGGCGUAUUAAUAUCUGCUCGCAGUAUUCAUUAAACAGAAUUGACGUUUCUCUCAUAAACCGAUCAUCUCUUCAACUUAAUAGAUAUUAUUACCCAGUUAAAGCCACCCUCACCACUACUACAACCAUGGCAGCCGAGCAAAGUGGCAGCACGAGCCCACCCUUGAAACUCUUAUUUGUAGAGAUGGGUGUUGGCUACGAUCAACAUGGGCAAGAUGUUACAGCUGCAGCUAUGAGGGCUUGCAGGGAUGCCAUCUCGUCCAAUUCAAUUCCUGCAUUUAGGAGAGGGUCUAUACCUGGUGUCACAUUUGAACAAAUGAAACUAUUGAUCAAGCUAGGAGUUCCUCAUUCUCUCCAGCAAUCUUUGGAUAUUGAGAGGGUCAAAUCAGUCUUUCCUUAUGGGAAAAUUUUGAACGUUGAGGUUGUUGACGGGGGACUAAUAUGCUCGAGUGGGGUGUAUGUGGAAGAAAUGGGAGACAAAAAUGACGACUGCUACAUAGUGAAUGCUGCAGUUUAUGUGGGAUACUAGAGUUUUAUUUUCUGGGAUCUCUUGUUGAGGCUUGCUGUGAUUAUCAUCCACUCUAUAAUGCAAAUGGGAUUUUGUUAUUUUGUCUGGUAGAUGGAAUUCUGGACUUUUCUGUCAUUUUCAAGUUGAAAAAAUAAACCACUGAGUUGGCACUUGGCUCCAUAGCUUCACGGACUAACUCUUUCAUUUUCACAAUAAUAUAUUGUCUUCACCGACUAAAUCGUCAAAUGCCAAAUAGUGAUUUUACUGUUAA